CGUGUGUGUACAUUCGUGAACGGAAAAUGAUGGCGAUUAUCCAGACGCUCGAAGAGCCUGAGCUCGCUGUGGAUGGAGGUGGCCGUGAAAACUAACAACACUUACGGGGAAAAGUUGUUUGCUUUGGAAGAUCGUGACCCGUCUCGACCCUUGGACGCUUUCAGACGUCGGAAAAAGCGAGUGGAUAAAGGCUGAGACUGUAAACUGUUGUAAUAUUCAAGUGUGAAAGAGCCACGUAGCUUAGAGAUCCAGAUCACACACACACACACACACACACACACACACACACACACUGGCCUAGUGCUUUUAAAGCCUCCAAACAUACACAUCAACCUGAAGAAGAGGAGCGAUCGGGAGAAUAAGAUAUACAAAGCGGAACGAGCUGUUGGAGCAAGCAGUGCCUCUCCUGUAGUGUGGAUGAGGGAGUCAUGGCUGAACACACCUCCCCGCUGGAGUCCGGCCAGUUGCUCAGCCCAGACAUCCCGAUGCUCACCUCCCCGCCACCCCCUCCACACCCGCCCAACAUCGUCAACGGAGACGGACCACAACAGGUAAUCUUGGUGCAGGUAAACCCAGGAGAGGCCUUCACCAUCCAGCGAGAUGAUGGUCAGUUUCAGUGUAUCACAGGUCCUGCUCAGGUUCCCAUGAUGUCCCCAAACGGUUCAGUGCCUCAAAUCUAUGUGCCUCCUGGAUACGUUCAACAGAUCAUUGAGGAGAAUGGAGUGAGGCGGGUGUUGGUCUUACCUCAGACGGAGUUUCAUCCGGGGGGCCAUUCCCCGCUUCACCACCCGCCCCCCCCACCGCCCCACGCCCACCUGCAGGCCUUCAUUCCGCACCCGCACAUCAUGCACGCUCCCCCUCACCUGUACUCAGGCAUGGCUGGAGGAACUGGGGAUAUGAACCCCCAGUACAUCUCCCAGUAUCACCCAGCACACACCACCAUCUACCCAGACCAGGAAACUCACCCCCAACACGGACGCGCGGCAUUUGCUCACAGAGAUGAAAGGGCUAGCAAAACCUAUGAGCGUCUGCAAAAGAAACUGAAGGAGAGGCAAGGGUUGGGCGGAGGGGGAGGUGGAGGCGUGGCCCCCUCCAAAGACAGUCCCCCUCCAUCCCCGCAGAAGAGCCGCGGGACGCCGCCCUCAGGGGGAGAUCUGCAGAACGGGCUGGGGGGUAAGGGCGCAGAGGAGCAGGCACAGCCCAGCGCUGCUGUCGCCGGCCUGGGCAAGAGCCCAGGAAGAGGGAAGGAGGCAGAGUCUGGAGAACUGGACGAAGCAGCAAAGGCUCUUCAGGAAUGCUUAAACUCCAUCUGCAAACCAGUGGUGACGGACAUCCAGGCCAGGGGGGCCAGUUUGAGUUGGGUGGCCCCGUCGCGGACAGAAGGGGAUGAGCAGCCCAAAGAGGGAGAAGAAGUGCCCGCGGAGCCCAGCCUCACGUACGAGGUCUCGGUUUCGUACAACGGCAAGGACGGGAAGUACAAGGCCGCCCACAGUGGUGUGGAACUAAGUGCAACCUUACAAGACUUAAGACCAGCAACGGACUACCACGUCAGGGUCCAGGCCACGUGUAACUGUUUACAAGGCGUCCCUUCCGAGCCCGUGAGCUUCACCACGCUGAGCUGCGAGCCCGACACACCCAGCGCUCCACGCAAAGCCAGCGGCACCAAGAGCAGCCUCGUCCUGCAGUGGAAGGCGCCGUGUGACAAUGGCUCCAAAAUCCAGAACUAUAUUCUUCAGUGGGAUGAGGGGAAGGGGACGUCUGUGUUUGAGCAGUGCUACUACGGCCCUCAGAAGCAGUACAGACUCAGCAAACUCUCCACAGCUUCCAGAUAUUCCUUUCGGCUGGCAGCCAAAAACGACAUGGGCGUCAGUGAGUUCAGUGAAGUGGUCCACAUCAUGACGUCGUGCAGCGUUCCGGCCCCGCCCUUAAGCCCGGAGUUGGUUCAGCCCGGGGUCACAUGGCUCUGUGUGCGCUGGCAACGGCCGGCCGGAUCGCCCAAAGAGGACGACAUCGGCUACGUGUUGGAGAUGGAAGAGGAGGGCUCAGGUUACGGGUUCCAGGCCAGUUACGAUGGAGACGAGCUGUCACACACCGUCAGAAACCUCCACAGGAGCACCACGUACCGCUUCAGGGUGGUGGCCUAUAACGCGGAAGGGAAGAGUAACCCCAGCGCUGUGUCAGAGUUCACCACGGCCCCUGAUAGGCCGAGCUGCCCCUGCAGACUCGCUGUGAAGGGCAAACCUCACCCGACCAGUUUCCGCCUGACCUGGGAGCCUCCCAAAGACAAUGGCGGCUCAGAUGUGACGAAGUAUGUGGUGGAGCUGUCUGAAGGGUUAUGUGGGUCUUCUUGGAAUCAGGUGUACAGCGGUUCGGCUAUGGAGUGUGUUUGUGACGGUCUGAGCCCAGGAUGUUCAUACCAGGCUAGAGUCCACUGCAUCAGUGCGGGAGGCGAGAGCCCGUUGACGGAGGCCUUGCAGGUCCAAACGCCGCCUGUUCCUCCCGGCCCGUGUCAGCCGCCCAGGGUCGUGGGCAAACCCAAAGCCAGAGAGGUGCAGAUACGAUGGGCGCCCCCUCUGGUGGAUGGAGGAAGUGCAGUGUCUUCGUACAGCAUGGACAUGUUGGCUCUGCAGGGGGAGGAGAGCAGGGAAGUGUACCAGGGCUGUGAGCUGGACUGCACAGUGGGCAGUUUGCUGCCCGGCAGGACCUACGCCUUCCGGAUCAGAGCUGCCAACAAGGCUGGGUACGGCCCUUUCUCGGAGCGCUCUGAGGUCACGACGGGUCCGGGGGCCCCUGAGACGUGUCGGGCCCCUCAUGUCACCUGUAAAUCACCCACGUGUGCUGUGGUCAGCUGGGAGGCCCCGGUCUGUAACGGAGCAGCCGUCUCGGAGUACCGCCUGGAGUGGGGGGCGGCCGAGGGCAGUAUGCAGCUGUGUUACACUGGUGCUGCACUGUCCCAUGAGAUGAGGGGGCUGCUGCCCGCCACCAACUACUUCUGCAGAGUCCAGGCGGUGAAUGUCGCGGGUGUGGGGCUCUUCAGCGACGCUGUGCUCUGCCAGACGCCCUGCUCUGUGCCAGCGACGGUCAGCAGUGUCCACGCUCUCCGUGAGUCCGAGAUGAGAGUGGAGUGCAGUACUGCGGAGAGGGGCGAGGAGGAGGAGGAAGAGGAGGAUGAAGAAGAUGAAGAGGCCACUCCUCUCCUCUACUCUCCGUCCACCUGCCUCGGGCUGCGCUGGGAGGCGCCGUGCGAUCACGGGUCAGAAAUCACGUCUUACCUGAUCGACCUGGGAGAGAAACAACCCAUCCUUACAGGGCCAGUAACCAAAUACAUCAUCCAGAACCUGCAGCCCGACACCACCUACAGGAUACGGAUCCAGGCUCUGAAUAGUCUGGGUGCAGGACCCUUUAGUCACACCUUUAAACUGAAGACCAAGCCACUGCCACCCCUCCCUCCCCGUCUGGAGUGCACCGCCUCCAGCCACCAGACCCUCAGGCUCAAGUGGGGCGACGGCCCGGCCAAGGCCCAACCCACCGAUUCCCUACAAUACCAUCUCCAAAUGGAGGACAGAAAUGGGAGGUUUAUAUCCUUGUAUAAAGGACCUUGUCACACUCACAAAGUGCAGAGGCUAAAUGAGUCUACCUCCUACGCGUUCCACAUCCAGGCCUUUAACGAGGCGGGCGAGGGGCCCUUCUCCACUGUUUACACCUUCACCACCCCCCUCUCCCCACCGGCACCCCUGAAAGCUCCUCGCGUGGAGCGCGUGGACGAGUCGUGCGAGGUGAGCUGGGAGACACUGCCACCUAUGAAGGGAGAUCCAGUCAUCUACUGUUUGCAAAGCAUGCAGGGAAAUUCUGAAUUCAAACAGAUCUACAGGGGCUCCGCCACUUCCUUCCAGCUCCCCAACUUGAGCUCGUCCACGGACUACCGGUUUCGCGUCUGCGCCAUCCGGCAGUGCCAGGACGCCCCCGAAAUCAUCGGGCCCUACAGCUCCACCGUCAUCCUGCUCCCGCCUCGCAUCGACACCCCCGGGGCCUCCGGCGCCACGGGGUCCAAAGCGGCCGAGGCCCAGAAGCCAAAACGCAGCCUGACGGACGAACAGUUUUCUUUCCUCAUCAUCGCCCUCCUGGCCGUGACCUCCAUCCUCAUCGCGGUCGCCAUCCAGUACUUCGUGAUCGAAUGAGCCUCGGUUGCCGCGCUACAUCGUUCAAAGCGAGUUGGUUUCGUUGAUGUUUCUUUUUGUUUCUUUAUUUCCGUUUCGUGGCGCAAGCGUCGAGGAGCCGCUCGAAGGGAAGGAUCGAGAAAAGGAAGUUGUAGAGUCACCCAAUCUAUCGUUCUGUCUUUCUCGCUCGCCUUCUGCGCAUGCCGUCAAAAGAACGCCGUUUCCCUUCCCCCGACGGACUCGGGGAGUGCGGUUUAUUGAAGGAUCAGCAGCGAAGCUUAGCGCUCGUCGCGUACUCGCCGUACCACUUCAUUUAUUUGUGUAGCUGUAGUCUUUAUGUUAUUUAUACGUAUCAUUUUCUGUGGAGUGUAAGUUUCGUUCAGUGUUCCAAAGCUAGCUCGGUGGUCGCGCCGCUCACCGGUUUGCUAUCUUGGGCCUGGGACUUGAGGGCCAGUGACCACACCGUCAGCGACCCGGGGAGAUAAAUGAAGGGGAGGCGAGACCGAUACCGCUCGAAUUAGCGAAACGUUGAUUUAGCACUUUCCUCAGAACUUUUUUUGAUGUUCAGAAUGUGUAAAGGAUGCAAAAAUAACUAGAGAAAUGUUAGUAUAUUUUUGUACAGUAUGAUUACGAGGACCUGAGAUAUUCUGGCUUAGUACGGGAAGUAAGACUACGACUAUGAAUACCAAACUAACUCAGCUUAAUAGUUAUUUUUACUAUCAUGUACGUAUACUGUAGCUUGUUUUUACAAUCAAGCAGCUGCUUUGCUCCAAAAUAUUGUCGUUCAGCACAAACAAUGUACGCUUUCUCGGAAACCUUUCCUUCAGUCGUUACCUUUGCACCUUAGUGAGAAGAGAAAAAAAAAAUACUUAUUGAAUGCGUCUUGAUCUUGUGAUGCGUUUUAUGGAUCAUGUUCUCCGGUUGUGCAAGCCCUCAAUGUGUUUUGGCUGUUUUUAAAAAUGUAGUACCACAAAAUUUGUUCUUGAAAUGGUUGAUUCUUGACAAGUCAUAUAGUAUUUUCUUAAUUUCUCUAUUGGUCGUUUUUUCGGGGGUGGGAGGAGGAGGGGGUUGUUUAGUUUUAGAAAGCAAAAUAUCACAUUGUUAACCUUUUACUUUUAGCAAUAUUAUUUUUUUGAUGUAAUCUCGAGAUUAUUGAAUAUAUGACUAAAUGUUUUCAGAUGUUUUUUUUUUUUUGUUUAAAUCACACAUUUGAACUUUAUUUUUUUAUAUGGAAAGUAAAACCUUUAAGUUAAUUCUGUCCAGCAAAGAAAUUAAGAAAAGCGCAAGAAACAAAACGCAAACCGCAGUAAUGAAUUGUGUUAAUCCUACAUGUACUUCCUGUGAAAUCGAAAUUUUUGCCUUUUUCUCUGUGUGUUUAAGUCUUGUGACUGAUUGUCAACGCUGCGCGACGACAGCAUGACGUUCCGGUCGUAGGGUUUCGUGUUUUGUGCUUUGGUUAUGGGCAUAUGAGUGCUGUCAACAACAGUUAACAACUACAGGUACCUUGCAAGGAGUCUUGAAUGAAAAUGAAUUACAUGAUUUGGUCUAAUAGAUAUUCUGCAAAUGUCUUCUGUUUGUCAUUGAAGGAAAAAAAAAGAAAAAUCUCAAAUUCCUAUUUUUGAUAGUGAUACAGUGUAAUUGCAAAUUGUGCCAUUUUAACAUCUCCCCACCAUGGUAGGCGUUUGGUUCUCGGGAGAAAGAAAAACGACAAAAAAAUCAAUAAAAUAUGCACAAAAAAUGAGACCAUUUUUAUGUAAUUUUAAUGUUUGCAGUUACCUCAUACACCGUACAUUCCAAAACAAAAAUUUGUUAUAGUAUACAUACUACAAGACAUAUCACUUUAAAAUGUUAUCAGAUAGGAAAUGUAUAAUCAUAUAUAUGUAUCGAAAAAGUGUGUCUGUAUAGUCAUGAUAUCUACAGAUGGAUCCAUGCACAAUAAAAGAUUUAUAAUUCUUAA
Pimephales promelas (fathead minnow) is the source of this 6114-nucleotide messenger RNA. RefSeq names its product fibronectin type III domain containing 3A (gene fndc3a). Gene Ontology annotation, molecular function: protein binding. NCBI's taxonomy places the organism in Eukaryota, Metazoa, Chordata, Actinopteri, Cypriniformes, Leuciscidae. The record is from RefSeq and is a predicted model, not a curated record.